Molecule: messenger RNA, 1204 nt
Organism: Cotesia congregata
Lineage: Eukaryota; Metazoa; Arthropoda; Insecta; Hymenoptera; Braconidae
Source: the annotation of a GenBank genome assembly
GAUCCGCCGGAACAACCCUGACGAAAUUGUAUCAACACCGGAUGAAACUAGCGAAGAGGAGCCGAUGGCAAAUAAGAAACGAGUUCGGAAACGGUACAAUCUUCGAAGUAAAACUCGAGCAUUAAACGACACGCCCGAACAGAGUAGUAAUUCUGAUGUAGAAAUGCGUCCAGCCAAGUCUCCUCCGGUUCGUUUCCAAUUCAAACCGCGUCAGUGGCCUAUACCACCCCCGUCACCAACGUCACGAGCAAAGAAAAAAAUCAACCAACCUGGUCCGUCAGGUUUGCAACAACCGCCGCCGGUCUCAGAUAACGAAAGCACGGAUACAGCUAGCGAAGUGACCGAAAAUAUCGCAAACGAGACUAACAAUAAAAACGCAGGCGCGGUCGGUGAAAAAGAAAAAAAAAAGAUGCCCAAGAGCAUAGAGGUUCCCGGACCCCCUAAUAUAAACUCUUCAUCAAUAGAAGAUUCUGAAAAUGAAGGAUUAUCAGAUGACCCUCCGCCAGUAAACGAACGGCAUGGUAUAAGUAAUAGUGACGGUGACGAUAGUGAAGAACUUCGUACAGACGCGGAAGACUCCUCCGAGGACGAUCGUCGUUCUGAGGAGGGAGAGGCAGGAGACAACGAAAAUAUUCGCCCUCCGCGAGCCGCCAGCGCGACAAUCACACCACAGAUACGUGAAAUUACGCCAAACGUCUGCGAAACGCGUGACCGAUUAUCAAUGCAAUCUGAUAAUAUUUUAAUUUUCGUCAACGUUCAAGGUAAAUCCUAUGACGAGGGUAGCCGCGAACUUGCUGAUGUAUUACAAAUACCAAAUAAUCUAAACAACGCAUAUUGUCGCUCUGUAGUAAUUCCGUACAAAGGAGAUAAACGCUGCAUUGUAGCAGUACCUAAAUAUAGGAAAAUGGACCUAGUAUCGACGGGAGAUAUCCUGAAUAGUACAAAUCACCGCGUUGCCAUAUUGGCCGGAAGCCAAAACAUGGGUGGAGAUUGUAAAUCGGGAACUUACAGUGACGAGUAUGGCACGUGGUCAGGUGUAGUGGUCGAUGCGACAUUCGAAAUCACGCUUACCGAGUAUGAAACGGCGCUAAACUCUAAAACAAACGAAGUGCUAUUACGUUCGGGAACGCGAUGUGAAGCGGGAAAACUGAAUUGCAUUACGAGUGACGGAAUGUCCGCAUUUUGGAGUGAAGUGCCUAAAAAU